This is a messenger RNA of Alnus glutinosa, 3903 nucleotides long. RefSeq names its product ABC transporter B family member 13-like. Gene Ontology annotation, biological process: transmembrane transport. NCBI's taxonomy places the organism in Eukaryota, Viridiplantae, Streptophyta, Magnoliopsida, Fagales, Betulaceae. Gene Ontology annotation, cellular component: membrane. The record is from RefSeq and is a predicted model, not a curated record. Gene Ontology annotation, molecular function: ATP binding; ABC-type transporter activity; ATP hydrolysis activity. Bases 47 to 3799 code for a protein of 1250 amino acids. The transcript has 10 exons.
UGUCUUCCUCUCUGUCGACCCUGCAACUUUUGGUCUACAUUUUGCCAUGGAAGAAGUGGAACUUACCGACUCCAAUAGGCCUUGGGACCAAAACCCAGCUCCUGAAAUGGAAGAGCCAUCCAAAUCAAACACAAAGAAGAGCGUUUCGUUCCUUGGCCUCUUUGCUGCCGCUGAUAGAAUUGACUAUGUGUUGAUGUUUUUUGGAAGUGUUGGGGCGUGCAUCCACGGAGCUGCACUUCCUCUCUUCUUUAUUUUGUUCGGUCGCAUGAUUGAUUCUUUGGGACAUCUAUCCAAGGAUCCUCACAAAUUGUCUUCGCGGGUUUCCGAGUAUUCUCUGUACUUAAUUUAUCUUGGGCUCAUUGUUUUGGCAUCAGCGUGGAUAGGAGUGGCACUAUGGAUGCAAACUGGAGAGAGGCAGACUGCUCGUUUGAGGCUGAAGUAUCUUCAGUCAGUUUUAAAGAAGGAUAUCAAUUUUUUUGACAUUGAAGCCAGAGAUACAAAUAUUAUUUACCACAUUUCCAGUGAUGCUAUACUAGUGCAAGAUGCAAUAGGUGACAAGACAGGCCAUGUUUUGCGUUACCUUUCUCAGUUCAUUGUUGGAUUUGCCAUUGGAUUUACAUCGGUAUGGCAGCUUUCACUUCUCACCUUGGCUGUUGUUCCAUUGAUAGCUUUCGCAGGGGGAGCUUAUACUACUAUCAUGUCUACCUUAUCAGAAAAAGGUGAGGCUGCUUAUGCUAAAGCUGGAAAGGUUGCAGAAGAGGUUAUUUCGCAGGUUCGGACUGUGUACUCGUUUGUAGGAGAGGACAAAGCAGUUGAAGCAUACUCUACCUCACUUAAUAAAGCCCUUCAACUGGGGAAGAAGAGCGGAUUCGCAAAAGGAGUUGGUGUAGGCUUCACAUAUGGACUUUUAUUUUGUGCGUGGGCAUUGCUUCUUUGGUAUGCCUGCAUACUUGUCAGGCAUCGGGACACCAAUGGAGGGAAGGCUUUCACAACAAUUAUCAAUGUCAUCUUCAGUGGAUUUGCUCUAGGGCAAGCUGCUCCAAACCUAGCUGCCAUUGCCAAAGGCCGCGCUGCUGCUGCCAAUAUCAUAAGCAUGAUUGAAACAGAUUCCAAAUCUUCUGAAACAUCGGAUGCUGGACUAGUGUUGCCAGAAAUAGCUGGUCGAAUUGACUUUUGUGAGGUCUGUUUCGCUUAUCCUUCACGACCCAAUUUGGUUUUCAAUGAGUUGAGCUUUUCGAUUAGCGCCGGGAAGACCUUUGCAGUAGUUGGUCCAAGUGGCUCAGGAAAGAGCACUAUAAUUUCCAUGGUUCAACGUUUCUAUGAACCCACUUCAGGUAAAAUACUGUUGGAUGGACAUGAACUUAAGAGUCUCGAGUUAAAAUGGUUGAGGGGACAGAUGGGAUUGGUUAGCCAAGAACCAGCAUUAUUCGGCACAACCAUAGCUAGCAAUAUUCUGUUUGGUAAACAUCAGGCAGACAUGGAUCAGGUCAUACAAGCUGCCGAAGCUGCAAAUGCACAUUCUUUCAUUCAAGAAUUACCCGAUGGUUAUAAUACUCACGUUGGAGAGGGUGGAACUCAUCUUUCAGGAGGGCAAAAACAGAGAAUUGCUAUUGCAAGAGCAGUACUGAGAAACCCAAAGAUAUUACUUCUAGAUGAGGCCACCAGUGCUCUUGAUGCAAAAUCAGAACUCAUAGUUCAGCAGGCACUGGAUAAAAUAAAAUCCAAUCGGACUACAAUCAUCGUUGCGCAUCGGCUAUCCACUAUACGAGAUGUUGAUACGAUCGUAAUGUUGAAGAAUGGUCAGGUUGUUGAAAGUGGGACGCACUUGGAAUUGAUAUCCAAGAAUGGUGAGUAUGCGAAUCUGGUGAGCUUGCAGGUAUCAGAACACGUAAAAGAUUCUAGCACAAUAUCUCCCUCUGGAAGUCCAAGGAAUUCCAGCCUUCGAGAACUCCUCCAUAGUCAGAACAACAUGCUUCAGCAGGAAUUGCAGCCAAGUCAUGAUCAAAACUUGUCCCCUACAAAAGUACCCAGCACUCCAUCGAUUCGGGAACUAAUAAAACUGAAUGCGCCUGAGUGGCCCUAUGCCGUACUUGGCUCAGUGGGUGCCGUUCUGGCUGGCAUGGAAGCUCCUCUGUUUGCCUUUGGAAUCACUCAUAUCUUGACUGCAUUUUAUUCUCCUGAUGCUUCUCAAAUGGAACAUGAAGUUCAACGAGUAGCUCUUUUUUUUGUUGGAGCAGGAGUUGUUACAAUUCCUAUAUAUCUGUUGCAACACUACUUCUAUACAUUGAUGGGAGAGCGUCUCACCACUCGUGUUCGCUUAUUAAUGUUCUCAGCUAUUCUUUCCAACGAAGUUAGCUGGUUUGAUCUGGACGAGAAUAAUACGGGCAGACUCACGUCAAUUUUAGCAGCAGAUGCAACUUUGGUAAGAAGUUCGCUUGCUGACCGUCUAUCAACAAUCGUGCAGAACGUAGCGCUCACUGUGACUGCAUUCGUAAUUGCCUUCAUGUUAAGCUGGCGCAUAGCUUCUGUUGUCGUUGCCUCCUUCCCCCUACUUAUUGGAGCUUCUAUUACUGAGCAACUAUUCCUCAAGGGAUUGGGAGGAGACUACAGUCGUGCCUACUCUAGAGCAACUGCCGUGGCCCGGGAAGCGAUUGCCAAUAUACGUACUGUUGCUGCAUUUGGUGCUGAAGACAGGAUCUCAAUGCAGUUUGCUUCUGAACUAAACCAACCAAAGAAGCAAGCAUUUGUACGAGGCCAUAUAUCGGGUUUUGGCUAUGCUAUUUCGCAGUUCUUUGCAUACUGUUCUUAUGCACUUGGCCUUUGGUAUGCAUCAAUUCUAAUAAAGCAUAAAGAUUCAAAUUUCGGAGACAUCAUGAAGUCUUUCAUGGUUCUGAUAAUCACUGCGUUGGCAAUAGCAGAAACACUUGCUCUUGCACCUGACAUUGUGAAAGGGUCCCAGGCACUUGGAUCGGUUUUCAGUAUUCUACAAAGGAAAACAGCUAUGGUCCCCGAUGAUCCCACCUCAAAGACUGUAACUCAUGUCAAAGGGAAUAUAGAAUUCAGCAACGUGUGCUUUAAGUACCCAGCAAGGCCUGAUAUCACCAUUUUUGAGGAUUUGAACUUGAAAGUCUCGUCAGGAAAGAGUCUUGCUGUAGUUGGCCCAAGUGGGUCAGGGAAGAGUACUGUGAUUGCGCUAGUAAUGAGAUUUUACGACCCCACUUUUGGGGCAGUUUUAAUUGAUGGGUAUGAUAUCAAACGGUUGAACUUGAGAUCAUUAAGGCUAAAAAUAGGUUUGGUUCAGCAAGAGCCAGCAUUGUUUUCUACGACAAUCUAUGACAACAUCAAGUAUGGGAGAGAGGAGGCAUCAGAAAUUGAGGUAAUGAAGGCAGCAAAAGCAGCAAGGGCCCAUGAAUUCAUUAGUAGAAUGCCCGAAGGUUACAGAACUCAAGUUGGUGAGAAAGGAGUGCAGUUAUCAGGUGGCCAAAAACAGAGGGUGGCAAUUGCUAGGGCAAUGUUGAAAGAUCCGUCCAUUCUUCUUUUGGAUGAAGCAACAAGUGCAUUGGACACAAUAUCUGAGAAGCUGGUUCAAGAGGCUCUUAACAAGCUCAUGGAAGGGCGAACAACAAUCCUGGUAGCACACAGGUUGUCAACUAUCCGUGAUGCAGACAGUAUUGCUGUGCUGCAAAAUGGGAGGGUAAUUGAGAUCGGCAGCCAUGAGCAACUCAGUAGUAAACCAGGUAGUGUCUAUAGACAACUAGUCAGCCUACAACAGGAAAACAAUGUACAAGUGCUUGAUUGAUUCAUCUCCCAGAUCACAAACUUGUGCAUAACCUUAAAGCAUGAAGCAUAUAAAUGAAUAUGCUGUUUUUUCAGGGAUUUUCUGAGAAACAGUUGAUGAUGCAA